CUCCCUUCUGCUUGCCCUUGGCAGCGCCAGCCCCGGACACCCCCGGCCGGGCGCAGGGAGCCGCUCGCGGCCUCAGGCUGGAGUCGCCGGUGGAGCGCGGGUCCCUGAUGGACACCUCGGAGCCAGGCAGCGCAGCCGAGGAGGAGGAGGAGAAGGCGUCGGAGCAGCGGCCCCGCACCCGCUCCAACCCUGAGGGGGCCGAGGACCGGGCCCUGAGCGCACAGGCCAGCGUGGGCAGCCGCAGCGAGGGCGAGGGCGAGGCGGCCAGUGCCGACGACAGCCCGCAGGGCACCGCCGCACCCAGCGCCAAGGCCUGGCAGGUCCCGGCGCCCCCCGUCGAGUUCCAGGUCAAGACGCCCAGAGUCAACUGCCCCGAGAAGGUGAUCAUCUGCUUGGACCUGUCCGAGGAGAUGUCGCUGCCGAAGCUGGAGUCCUUUAACGGGUCAAAAACGAACGCCCUGAACAUCUCUCAGAAGAUGAUCGAGAUGUUCGUCAGGACGAAGCACAAGAUCGACAAGUGCCAUGAGUUCGCCCUGGUGGUGGUGAACAACGAUGCUACAUGGCUCUCCGGCUUCACCUCCGACCCCAGGGAAGUCUGCAGCUGUUUGUACGACCUGGAGACCGUCGGCUGCACAUCCUUCAAUCUAGAAGGCCUCUUCAACCUCAUACAGCAGAAGAUCGAGCUGCCAGUCACGGAGAACGUGCAGACCAUCCCACCCCCCUACGUGGUGAGGACCAUCUUGGUGUACAGCCGGCCGGCCUGCCAGCCUCAAUUCUCCAUGACGGAGCAGAUGAAGAAAAUGCUUCAGUGCCCGUAUUUCUUCUUUGACGUGGUGUACAUCCACAACGGGGCCGAAGACAAGGAGGACGAGACGAGCUGGAAGGAGAUGUACGCCUUCUUCAGCAACCUGGACACCAAAGGCACCAACUACAAGUACGAGGUGUCCUUGACGGGGCCUGCCGUGGAGCUGCACAACUGCAUGGCCAAGCUCUUGGCGCAUCCCCUGCAGCGGCCGUUCCAGACCCACGCCUCGUACAGCCUGCUGGAGGAAGAGGAGCCCGCCGAGAUCGAAGCCACCGUGUAACUGGUGUCAUGGGCCUCCAUGGGGCUGUUGGCAAUGAAAUGCAGACGGCCUCUCACUUAAUUCACUCCCUGCGGGACGGCAGGCAAGUCUGUAGGAAGCUGGUUGCGCCUCAAAUGCUCCUUACAGAGAUGCCGUCUGAAUAGCCUUUAACUUCUGUCUUUUCCAAUUAAAAGGUCAGAUCUUUGCCUUGCCAGAGAAAGGUGUUGGAGGGGCUGGUCCUCCGUUCUAGCCCAACAUAGGUAGCAUUUUCCUGAGUGAACUCAACUUUAAAAAAUAAAAAGUACAUCCGUGUACUCCUUGAGCUUUAGCUUGCUGGCUAGAACAGCUGUGACCUGUAAAAGGCCACUGCAGUGAAACGGAGGUAAGGACCCGACUUUCUUUUUCCC
This is a messenger RNA of Gavialis gangeticus (Gharial), 1471 nucleotides long. RefSeq names its product BRISC and BRCA1 A complex member 1 (gene BABAM1). The transcript has 9 exons. Gene Ontology annotation, biological process: double-strand break repair; protein K63-linked deubiquitination; mitotic G2 DNA damage checkpoint signaling. Lineage: Eukaryota; Metazoa; Chordata; Crocodylia; Gavialidae. The coding region runs from base 108 to 1085 and encodes 325 amino acids. The record is from RefSeq and is a predicted model, not a curated record. Gene Ontology annotation, cellular component: BRCA1-A complex; BRISC complex; nuclear body.